AUGGCGAUGCCUGCACCAGAAGGAGUUGCAGGAGGAUCCCUUCAGGCCCUGAUAGGGAACCUGUCGGCAGCAGCGCAAGCUUUGGCUAGUGCUGCAGGUACAGGAAGUACAAGGAGUUACGACUCUGCAGCUAAGCUGGUGAAGAGUCCGGAUGUGUUCGCUCCAAAGAGUUUGGAGGAGGAAGUUUCACAGUGGCCCGAUUGGAGUUUCAGCUUCAAAGUGUUUGUGGGCUUCAUUGACCCCACCUAUGCAGAAGAGUUGAAGAAAGUGGAGCUGGCACCACCAAAGCCAGCAGAGUAUACAGUUGGUGAAAGAGAAAGAAGUACAAAGCUGUAUGCGAUCUUGGCCUCGUAUCUUCGGAACAGGCCAUUGAAGUUAUUGAAGUCAGAAGGAAGUCCAGAUGGAUAUUCUGUAUGGAGGAGACUGUUUGAAGAGUUGGAGCCGUCAAGCCGGACAAGAGGGCUGGCAAUGGCUCAAGCUCUAGUGAGCUUUUCCCAGAUGACGAAGGGGACUUCUAUCUUAGACUAUCUGCUUACCUACGAAAAACUGGUUGCGGAAUACGAAAAACUGUCCGAAGGAAAACCCUACGAUGAGAAUUUGAAAAUCGGAACAGUACUCAAAGGUUUGCCAAAUGAGUUGAGGAAGCAUAUUCUGAUAGGAUUGACCCCUACGACGAAGUACGCAGACAUCAGGAAGAAGUUGCUUGAGUAUGAAAGAAGUACCCAAUCGUGGAAUGCGGAGAACAUUUUGCAGUCUUUCAACAUGGAAAGCGCAACGAAGAAUACACCCUACAAUGGGCCACAACCAGUGGACAUUGAUCGAGUAGAAGAGGAAGGAACCCAUCAAGGAGAUCACGAGAAGAGUUCCUCUAGCAACGCCCCUGCUACAAAGAAUGAGACUGGUCAAGUUAGACAGAUCACAGCAGAAGCGGCGCGACAAGCAAGACGAGUAGAGAUGACAGAAGAUGAGGAUGAAGAGCUCAACUUUGUGAGAUUGUGUCAGGAGUUUGAAGAGCUAGUGGAAGGAGAAUUGAGAAGAGUUGAGGAGUUUGAUAUCUCUUCGAAUGAUGAGGAAGAAGAAAGUGAGGAGGAACCAACAGAUGGUUUGAUGGAGUGGUACCAAGGGUGGAUGUGCAUCAGAAGACUUGAAGAAGAGGAAAUGAAAGUGCAGCCGGUGAGGCUGGAAAGAGAAUUGAAAAACGAGCUGAAGAGCAAAGAAGAUGAAGAUGGAUGGUUUGUGCUGAAUGAUGGCACACCUGCAAGGUUUGAUUGGUACAUGGGGAAGACGUUUGACCCAACAGGUCAGUUCCCCAACAGGCUCUACGAAGGAGAAGGAGAUGAAGGAGAUUAUUUUCCUUAUCGAACAACCUUGCUAGGAAAGCUGAAAAGAAGUGGAGAAAGAGUGUUGAAUGAAGUGGGUUGGAAGAGUAUGGAUUUCUUUGAGUGUACGGAGAUCUGGAAGGAUCGCGAAAGAGUUCAGCUUGGGGCUAGUCCUCAAGACAGGUUUGAGGUGAUGGUCACCUUGUUGGAAAAAGGGAUGAAGGAACCGAGUGACUAUGGGUUGCUCACGAAUUUGGAAGAGUUAGAGAGAGAGCUGGCACAAGAAGGAGUGCCGAUGGAGGUCACGGGAACCUCCACGAGUUCGAAAGAGAAGGAAGGAAGAGAACCAAUGGACGACGAAAGCGAUGAUGAUGACGACGAUCCAGGAGAAGUGAGAACUAAGAGAAAAGCGGAAGAUGAAUUGGUGCCCGAUGAGAUGACGCUAGAAGAGUUUCAAAGAGAGGUUGCAAAAAGAAAUGCAGAAGAGGAAGGAGAAGGGUCACCAAAGAAAGGACCAAGAGUAGACGAAGGAACUGGAGAGGUAGAAGAAAGAGUUGAAAAAGUGCCAAGACUUGGAGAUGAGGCACGAGGAAGUGCGGCGCGAGUUGAAUACCACAUUCGGAGAUUCGCCAAGAGCGAGGAUCCCGAAGAGCAUGGAGAUGAGUAUGUGGAUCUCGACGAGACACAGCUGUUUCUUGAAGAAAGUCGAGAGUUCCAGAGCAAGUGGAACGAGAAAGUGUGUGAGACAGAAGAGGACCUAACGGACUACACUGAAUUCUUUCCGGAGGCGAUGAACCUUGGCAACACUCGACUCACGGAAGUGAGGUCUCUUUCCUUCCCAGUUGAGGAGGUUUGCGACGAACAUGGUCAAUCUAGAAGGCGGGGGCAACUCUGGAUAGGAAGUAUUUAUCUUAUGUCCAAUGAACAUUCCCGCGCAUCUGCACUUGCUGCUGUCAAGAAAGUGCGGGACAAGACGAAAGCCAAGAAAGCUGCUAGAGAGCAAGCCUUUUAUGACGUUAAUCAGCUUGACGAGGGCAAAGGUUGCAUGACUGCCCCUACGAAGCAAGUCACAUAUGAUAUGAGUUCGUUCGUGCAACAAGCAAUAGACCGCUACAAAAAGCUAGCGGGGCCUGAAUUCCGCAAUCUCAACAAGGCCGCGACUCCGUUCUAUGAUGACAAGAUUGCACGCCCGGUGGAAGCUGAGGCAGAAAUCAAAGGCAAGCUCGCUCCCAUUGCGAGCCGUGUUAAACUUUUGUUUGCAGCUCGAAUGGCCCGUUUUGACUUGUUGAGAGCCGUCCAAG
Messenger RNA from Symbiodinium sp. CCMP2592, 2620 nucleotides. NCBI's taxonomy places the organism in Eukaryota, Dinophyceae, Suessiales, Symbiodiniaceae. The record is from the annotation of a GenBank genome assembly.